Wasmannia auropunctata (little fire ant) is the source of this 1342-nucleotide messenger RNA. Its product is annotated as serine/arginine-rich splicing factor 7-like. The record is from RefSeq and is a predicted model, not a curated record. The coding region runs from base 253 to 657 and encodes 134 amino acids. Gene Ontology annotation, cellular component: nuclear speck. Gene Ontology annotation, molecular function: zinc ion binding; RNA binding. The transcript is spliced from 4 exons. Lineage: Eukaryota; Metazoa; Arthropoda; Insecta; Hymenoptera; Formicidae. Gene Ontology annotation, biological process: mRNA splicing, via spliceosome.
GACAUUAUCGUAAAUAUCGUGGUGGAAGCGCUAUUGAAAAAUUGGUCUUACAGUGGGACUUCUAAUCAAUUUGUAAUUUGUUUCUCCCUGAAUCGAUAACGUGCGCGGAAAGCUGCUGCUCGCCUGGCCAUCGCCGUUAUAUUUCCGGAAAAUAUGCUGUAGUUUCGAUCCAUUAGUUCUUUCUAGACAUCUGCCGUUUGGUUCCUUUGUAGACAUCUGCAUCCACAAGAACUCCACAAGGCUAAUAAUAAAAUGAGCAAGGUAUCGCGUUAUCCCUCCUCGGAUGGCAAGGUUUAUGUGGGAGAUUUAGGGAGCAGUGCUAGUAAGCAACAAUUGGAGGAUGUAUUUUCCUACUACGGACCUUUGCGUAAUGUCUGGGUUGCCAGAAACCCUCCUGGAUUUGCUUUUGUUGAAUUUGAAGAUCCUAGAGAUGCAGAGGAUGCUGUGAGAGGAGUGGACGGUCGUAUUAUAUGUGGAAGACGCGUUCGCGUGGAAUUGUCAAAUGGAAAGAAAUUAAGAGACAGAGGCUUCUCUAGAAGAGGCAUUGGAAGACCUUUUCAUCCAGAAGAUAAAUGUUACGAAUGUGGUGAAAGAGGCCAUUAUGCAAGAGAUUGUCACCGUCAUAGAAGUUCUCGUAGAAGGAAGAGUUGCGGCUGAACAUACAGCACACGCAUGUGAAAUGUGUGUUGCUACCUGACAUUGUCGCGCGAGAUUCGCCUUGGGUUCACGUUUGUGACACACCGCGCGUCGUAGUUACAGCGUAGAGCACUCCGCAUCUACUUUGGGUUUCCCUCUGCACACUCUGCGGGCGAGAAAACGCGGCAAACAUGGGCCGCGACCGACCGGACACGGGGUGGCUAGUUCUGCGCACUGCUACGAUACCAAUCCGCUGACCACAGACCAUAACCCUAAAUCGAGAAUUUAUGCACGUCUGGCACUUCUGGCGUUCUUCAUUCAGCUGAUUCCGUGAUUUCUGCCUAAUCGUCGUUCCCGUCGUAGUCGUCGUUGCGUCGUCAUCGCGUCGUCUUCAUCGUCAUCAUCGUCGUUGUCGUCGUUGUCGUCAUCGUCGUAAUACUUAACGAUUGCUGAGAGACGAACUUUCAGCGGUCUUGUCUUUAGCCACUCCUCAUCCGUUCAUUUCGGACCCUCUCGUAAUUUCAUCUGCAUAAAGGGCUCAUCCGCUCUCCCUUCUCGGUGCAGCUAUCGCGCACGCAAUCCACAAUUGUCUACUAUAAGCACAGCCGAGAAAGAUGGUGGUCCCGUUCGCGAUCAAAGUCCAAAUCAAGAUCACGAUCGCGAUCGCGAUCGCGAUCACGAUCGCGCUCACGUUCCCGCUCAAGAU